Camellia sinensis is the source of this 2630-nucleotide messenger RNA. Its product is annotated as cysteine-rich receptor-like protein kinase 2. Gene Ontology annotation, biological process: protein phosphorylation. The record is from RefSeq and is a predicted model, not a curated record. Gene Ontology annotation, molecular function: ATP binding; protein kinase activity. Lineage: Eukaryota; Viridiplantae; Streptophyta; Magnoliopsida; Ericales; Theaceae.
AUAUUUUUCCCUUUCAUUUUCAAAUUUAUAUACAUUUUAACCCAAAAGCCAGCUUCGAAAGUCUUCAUUCGAAUUGAUGCAGCAAACUCGCAUGCCUUCUUCUUGCCUUUUGACUUCCCCUUCACUUCCAGACAUCUCUCUCUCUCUCUCUCUCUCUCUCUCUAUAUAUAUAUAUAUAUAUAUUUGUAUAUGUAUGAGAAUUGCAGUGUUGGAAGGCAGAGAUCUUAGUUGGAUUGGAGCUUGAAUUUUGGCAAUUCAAUGUGAAAACAACAGCCUGAAAUCCAAAUUCAGAGCCAACAAAACAAGUCUCAGUUCAUCCCCAAAAAUGAAGAAACCUAUCCCAUCUGAUCCAAUACCAUGCCUUCUUUCUAUUUUCACCGUGAUUCUUCUUUUGCUCGAUCCAUCGCUGGGAGAGCCGAGAGCCCAGACAGUUCAAAUCAUGUGUGGGAACCAAACCGAGCACAACGCAACAAUCUACGUUCCAAACUUCGUUGCAACGAUGGAAAACAUUAGUGUACAGAUGAGAAAUUCCGGAUUUGGAAUAGCUGUUACAGGUUCAGGACUCGACACAAACUAUGGCCUAGCCCAAUGCUAUGGUGAUCUUUCAUCACUAGACUGUGUAUUAUGCUACGCCGAGGCACGUACUGUUCUUCCCCAGUGUUUUCCUGCCAAUGGGGGUCGGAUUUUCCUUGAUGGAUGCUUCAUGAGAGCAGAGAAUUACAGCUUCUUUGAUGAGUUUACAGGGCCGCAAGACAGGGCGUUUUGUGGGAAUAAAACGCAAAAAAGCACGACAUUUGAGGACUCUGCGAAGCAGGCUUUGAUACAAGCAGUGUCAAAUGCACAGAACAAUAAUGGGUAUGCUCGAGCCAAGGUUGCAGUGUCAGGGACUAAAAAUGAGUCGGCUUAUGUGCUGGCAGAUUGUUGGAAGACAGUGAAUGUGAACGCUUGCAAAGCGUGUUUGGAGAAUGCAUCUCAGGAGAUAUUGGGAUGCUUGCCUUGGUCGGAGGGGCGGGCAUUGAAUACCGGUUGUUUCAUGAGGUAUUCUGAUGUGGAUUUCUUGAAUCCGGAACUGGGAAAUGGAAGUUCAAGAGGGACAGUAAUAGUUGUAGUAGUUGCAGUUGUGAGUUCUAUUGUAGUUUUGGUGGUUGGGGGUAUUAUUGGAGCUUACAUUUGGAAGCACAGAGCAAUUCAGAAGAAGAGAAGAGGAUCAAAUGAUGCAGAGAAAUUGGUGAAGACCCUUCAUGACAGUAGCUUAAAUUUCAAAUACUCCACACUUGAGAAAGCCACCGGAUCAUUUGAUGAAGCCAACAAGCUUGGUCACGGAGGAUUUGGAACAGUUUACAAGGGAGUUUUACCCGAUGGAAGAGAGAUUGCAGUGAAGAGGCUUUUCUUUAACAACAGACACAGAGCAGCAGAUUUCUACAAUGAAGUCAACAUAAUCAGCAGUGUAGAACACAAAAAUCUAGUCAGGUUAUUAGGAUGCAGUUGUUCAGGACCCGAAAGCCUUCUUGUCUAUGAGUUUCUGCCAAACAAGAGUCUUGAUCGCUUCAUCUUCAAUUCGGAGAGAGGUAAAGCACUGAGUUGGGAGAAGAGAUACGAAAUAAUAAUUGGGACAGCGGAAGGUCUGGUGUACCUGCAUGAAAACAACAAGACUCGGAUCAUUCACAGAGACAUAAAAGCUAGUAACAUAUUGUUGGACUCGAGGCUGCGUGCUAGAAUCGCUGAUUUCGGGUUGGCGAGGUCUUUCCAAGAAGAUAUGAGUCAUAUUAGCACCGCAAUCGCAGGAACACUGGGAUAUAUGGCACCAGAGUACCUAGCUCAUGGGCAGUUGACAGAAAAGGCAGAUGUAUACAGUUUUGGCGUUCUUUUGUUAGAGAUAGUCACGGGAAGGCAAAACAACAAGAGCAAAAAUGCCGAAUACUUGGACAGCCUAGUCACAAUUGCAUGGAAGCAUUUCCAACAAGGAAAGGUGGAGGAACUUUUUGAUCCGAACCUAACAUUGCAUAACUAUUACCAUGGAAGCAACAUUAAGAAUGAGGUUUUGAGAGUUGUACAUAUAGGUCUUUUGUGCACCCAAGAGGCUCCAUCUUUACGACCAUCAAUGUCUAAGGCACUACAGAUGCUGGCAAAGAAGAAUGAACACCUUCCUCCACCCUCUAAUCCUCCAUUCAUAGACGAAAAGACUAUGGAACUUAACGACACAAGCGAGAGCCCAUGUUAUCCCCCCAAUGGUGACAAUUCUGCUUCAAUUGCCACCGUCUCACAUAGUUCGUUCUACGCCAGGUGACACUUAAAGGGGCUGAAAUUGGAAAUUUCAUCAAACAAAUUCUCCGAAAUCCCAAGGGAAAGAUCUAGAAGUUGAGAACUUGAAUUGAGGAAGACAUCAAUCUGAUAUGCAACUGGACAUUUGAGAUUUUAGAUGACUAAAGCAUGGAUUGGAUAUUGUGCUAUAUUGGUAAUUGAAUUUGAGCUGAUAUACAGACAGACAAAGACAAUGGAAUGGAAUUCAUAAAGGUAACUGAAUCAAGUAUAUAGACAUCUCUUUCAAUUUUCAAGUAUACUGAAUCUAACAAAGUUACAUUGCAAAUAUUACAACUCAUCAAUAGUAAAUUUUACUCUAUUUUUAUGAA